Molecule: messenger RNA, 2625 nt
Organism: Capsaspora owczarzaki ATCC 30864
Lineage: Eukaryota; Filasterea; Ministeriida; Capsasporidae
Exons: 1
Coding region: 1-2532 (843 amino acids)
Source: RefSeq, a predicted model, not a curated record
AUGCCGAUACUGCCGCCGCCAAUGCCCGCGCGACUGCUGCCGCUCAAGUGGACGGUCGACAACGCGGCAGAGUUUACGCACGCACUGCUCCCGCCGUCCGUCCGCGUCGCUGGGCGGCAGCAAGGCGAGCGCUCCGGCAGCAUGGACAGCGGCGAUCUGCUUGCAGCGUCCACAGUGUCCACGGCGUCGACCUCCAGCGCGGCCAGCGUCACCCUCCAGGAGGCCCAUGCUGCGAGCGUCGCUGCGGUCGGACUGAGCGAGGCGCUCGUUCUCACGCGCCAGCAGCUGAUGGCGUCGUCCUCGUCCUCGUCCUCGUCGUCGAUGCACCAUGAUAACCAUGCGAGUCUCAAGACGUCGUCGUUGGCUGCGUCAGGGGGCGCUCCGGGAUGUCUGUUCCCGGGUCCGCCGGCGUCGUUCGCCCGCGAGAUUGCAGAGCUGCUCAGAUGGAACAAUAGCCACCAAGCGAUGGCUUCUGGCGACCUGCGAUCAAGCUUCCAAGUUCAUAGCAAUCGAAGCUCUGGUGGUAGUGGUGGUACUGCUGCUGGUGGUGGUGCUGGGACGACGGCGUUGAAUCCGAGUAGCCGCGUCGGGAGCGUUGACGAGUUGCUUGGCGCGUCGGCGGAGGCAAACAACGAGCUCAUGCAGCAGGCAGCGCGAUCAAGUUGGGUUUCUCGAGUGUUUGGCAGUUGCUGCGGCUGCUGUCGAGGCCGCACCCACCCUGGCGGACUCGAGGACGACGCCGGCGACCGAUCAGACUCGGUGAGCAGCGGAGGUGGAAAGCGCAACUCCUCCUCCCGCUUUCGCCGUCCGCUGGGAUCUGUUUCGACCGGUGCGCAGCUGAAUCUGGAUCGUCUGUCGCACGAGGACAUCCACCGGCGGGUUCAAGAGUAUGUUGCCCUCUUGCUCGGCCUCGUGUUUGAUCUGCGAGUCGUGCCAGACGCGCACGCCUUCCGUGCCUUGAUUCAAGGGGCUGGAUCAUCUUCGCCACAGCUCUUUGGGGCUUCUGCAUCCUCCUCGCGUGCGUCACUAGCCAAGGCUGCCCUCACCGUCAGCGCACAGAGCAAUGUGAGUGCAAACAUUCAGCCCUCCCCGCUAGCCACAAAGACGCUGGAAUUCACCUGGUCGAGCACGCUGCUUCCGGGGCAGUACUUUUCCAUCAGCGAUGCGACGCUGGAGCUGGCAUCCGUUCUUGUGAACGAAGGCUUGUUGCUGGUCGAACUCGCGCACAACUUGGAAACACGGCGUCGCGAGCAACUGCAAGUGUCGCCACCCUCGACGCCACAGAUGCGCCAACGAGUCCAGCUUGUCAAUUCCAGUCCUCCUAGCGCUCCAAGUAGUGGUGGGAAUACAGUACAGGCCGCCAAUCCCGCGCAGUCCAGCAGCCCAAAGUCCAGUCACGCUGGUCGAUCCCUGCACGUCCCUGCAGCUGGAGCCUCGCCAGCGCAGUCCGCGCUCGUCCAAGCAGCAUCUGCCUUCGAUUUUGUCCGAACGCAGCUCGUGCCACGACUACAAGCGACGCGAGGUGGAAACUUGUUUUCGCAAUUUCCAGAGCUAUCGUCGGAAGUCUUGUUUGCUCUUCGAUUCCAAUGCAUUGCAGAACAAGCGGAACUCGCCAUCGGCGAGCUAUUGGAGGGCGCUCUUGGCACGGGAGCUGCCGGAGACGGUGCGCUCUCCAGUGUUCGCGUCGACCUUGCGCUUCCGUUGGCAAUUGUCGCGUCUGGACAGUACCAAGCAGCGCACGACGGCUUGGCCAAGUUUGUCGCCGCUGAUGAGCGAGCUGCUCCGCAGCUUGUGCGCUGGCUCGCGCAUCUGCGUGCUCGUAUGGCCUUCACCAUUGCGCUCGCGUAUCUGCUGCAAAGCCUCAAGCACGCAUCGGCCGAGCGGGUUGGUCUUGCCAUCAAAUGCGCGGAUCAUGCGCUGCUUCUCUUGGACGCAUUGGCUCCCGCCGACAGCAGUGCCACACAGAGCCAAGCGGAUGGCAACAGCUCCAAAUCCAAAGGCCUGAACAACCGACGCGCAGCCCCAAGUCUUAUUCGCCAACUGGACUUUGGCUCUACGCAAUCGCAGCCGUCAUCCCAGCAACGCUCAGUGCAACAGCAACAACAGCAACAGCAGCAGUACCAGGCUCAAGGCUUGGCCGCUUGGCAGCAUCUCAUUACGCUGAUGCGCACCGAGCUCGAGACGAACUUGGUCAAGUGGAGGCGUGACAACGAGUUUAUCUUUUUCCAGCCAGUCCCACCAGAGACCCCCGAGCUUGAACCACCGCCCAUGAGCGCGCUUCCUGCAUAUAUUGUGGUCAACGUUCCCGUUUACAACCUGCCCGACCCUGACGAGCGAUGGUUUGCUCCGCAUGUGUAUUCCAUUUUCGUCGAUGGCAGUCGGGUUUACUUUUCCCCCGAGGCGAGGCGCGCGGGUUCAGCAGCCUCGGUCACGUCGUCUGGCAGCUUUUUGGAACGCUUUCUGCGACGCUCGUCGAGCCAUGGCACUCGCGCCAAGGCAAACCCGCAGUCGACGCGGUUGGCUCCCCGGUGAACAGCGUGGUUGUUCUUGUUGUGUUUGUUUGUUUGUUUGUUCGUUUUGUGCCUCACGCUCGUUUUCGCAAAUGCAAAUCGUCACUCAAUCCUA